GAGCGCUUGAGAGGAGUUUGCAUCACUAUUGUAACACGUAGCUCACGUUCAGCUGGAGCCAUGCUCCUGUUUGGGCAGAAGAUUGAGCUCAAAGAAUUGUCAUAACGCGUCACCGAGUGGGCGUGGAUAAAAAAAAACAGGUCUUUAUAAACGAGAAGCUGCCAUUGAUUAGUGCUCAAGCUAUACAGGACGCCCUGGGCUAAUAAAUGCAAAAAGACAAGAGCACCCUACUUGAAUAAAUCAAAAUCAGACAACAUAAACCAUCCGAAAUGGACACCAUGUACGAAAUCAUCCCCUUCGCUAAGGAAAUGCUGGCGCAGAAGCCCAGCCGGCGCAUGUUGAAGGUGUACUUGGUGGGCUCCGUGAUUGCCUUCUUGGGAACGGUUCUGGGCCUGGUGGAAACAAUCUGCCAGCCCUUCUCCUCUGGGGAGCCGCUGGACGCCGAGCUGGCUCUGCUGAUAGCCCGGGAGCAGAAGACACUGGAGUUGGAGGAGGAAAGGAGACCGGAGGAGGUAGCAAUAGUUUCAGCCACCGAGCAGAUCACCAUUCCCAAGAAGCUGCAACAGGCUACGGGGGUUCAGAGAUGCGCUGGUGCUGUCAACCGACUGCACGCCGCGUAAUGAGCGUCCAAGGGCCAGCGCCAAAAACACUGUUACAUAUUUAAAAGAAACUGUAUUAGUCCUUCCCACGCCAAAUACGGUGCGCUACAUACGCACUCGAAAUAGCUACACAAGAGGAAUGAAUGGCAACCUCCAAGCAGUCAACAGAAAAGUUGUCUGACUGGGUUUAACUGCGCUUCGCUGCUUUGGGUAGCCCACGUUGACGGGUCAGGUGGAAUCCCACAAGCUUAAGUUUGAGUCCCGGGUGGAAGGAAGGCGAAAGAUCCGCUGUCGGACUCACUGUCGGCUAAUGAGAGCUCGCAGGGCCGCUGCUGUGCAGGCAAUGGCAUAGCUCAAGCUGCCCGGUUCCAUCCAUGUUACAAAAAUGUAACUUUUGGGAUGAGACUUUUAAAAGUGCUAUUUUGUCACUGCUGUAAAUAUAUUAAUGUUUUGAUACUCAAUAAAUUAUUUGUAUUCACAAUGUC
This is a messenger RNA of Oncorhynchus mykiss (rainbow trout), 1084 nucleotides long. RefSeq names its product G0/G1 switch protein 2. The record is from RefSeq and is a predicted model, not a curated record. NCBI's taxonomy places the organism in Eukaryota, Metazoa, Chordata, Actinopteri, Salmoniformes, Salmonidae.